Molecule: messenger RNA, 6137 nt
Organism: Platichthys flesus (European flounder)
Lineage: Eukaryota; Metazoa; Chordata; Actinopteri; Pleuronectiformes; Pleuronectidae
Gene: slc4a2b
Product: solute carrier family 4 member 2b
Exons: 22
Coding region: 304-4068 (1254 amino acids)
Biological process (GO): bicarbonate transport; regulation of intracellular pH; monoatomic anion transport
Cellular component (GO): plasma membrane; apical plasma membrane; basolateral plasma membrane
Molecular function (GO): monoatomic anion transmembrane transporter activity; solute:inorganic anion antiporter activity
Source: RefSeq, a predicted model, not a curated record
AUCAGCUCGACGAGGGGCUGGACUCGCCACAUCUCUGACUCUCGCCUCUUUUUUGUCUCCCUAUCUCUCUCCUUUCUCCCUCUGUUUGUUUUUCGUCCUGCACUCUGACCAGCAGCGGGUCGCUCUUCACAGCAGAGUUCAGAAUUGCUCUACAAUGUCUGCGGUGGCUUCUCUGCAGUAAGCACACAAAGGUUAUGCUGCCCAAAAGCUGUCUGAGUCCCAGUGAGAAAGAGAAGGGCUAAAGCCGCGCGGAUCCACACCAGCUUUCCAGAUCCGCUCCAGCAGCAACUCCACUGCUGAGCCAUGAGCAACCCCGGCACUCCCGACCAGAUUACAGAUGCCAUGGCCGCGGUCAUUCACAAUCCAGAGGUCCCUUCUAGCUCGUCAGUACACGUGACUCCACGCCCAGAGGAGGAGGACGAUGGGGACCUGAACAAAGCUCUGGGCGUCCAGCGCUUCCAGCAGAUCCUCAGCCCGGCUUCUGUGGUACCCGAUGAGCAGCACCACCCCUACCAUGACGAGGACAUUGAAUACCACCGUCACUCGUCUCACCACAUCCACCGGCCUCUGUCCAAGCUGCCCUCAGAGGGACGCAGGAAGAAGGGCGGCAAGAAGAGGAAGAAGGAAAAAGAUCACAAAAGCAGCCACGCUUCCAGCAGUGGCCCCAUCGAGGAGGGAGAGGAUGAAGAGGACGAGGAGGAGGAGGCGGCAAGUUCGGCUCCAUCUGACUCAGAGAGAGGGAAAGAUGUGGAGUUCUUUGUUUCCGAUGAAGACCCUUCAGCCACACGGGGCCCAGAGAGCCCUCACGCAGCCCGAUCGCUGGAAAUCGUACCACAGUCCGGUGUCGGAGCAGACGCUGCGGACGGAACUUCCACAGAUAAGCCGGACACAUCCGACACUUCCAGUCCCUCCCAGUCAGGGCCACCUGAACACAUUGCCCUGGCCCGGCAGUCGUCCACCAGCCGCAGCUACGACCUGCAAGACCGCCGGCGCACGGGCAACAUGACGGGCACCGAGCAGGCCAAGUACGAGCGCAUCCCCACCGACGAGAGCGAGGCGCAGACACUGGCCUCCGCCGACCUGGACGGCAUCAAGAGUCAUCGUUUUGAAGAUGUCCCCGGGAUGCGCAGACACCUGGUCAGAAAGAGCACCAAGGGACAAGUGGUGCACACCAGUAAAGACCACAAAGAGCCGACCAGCCGCAGCCGCAAGCAGGACCACAGCCCACAUGAGGUGUUUGUAGAGCUGAACGAACUGACCAUGGACAAGAACCAGGAGAUGCAGUGGAAGGAAACGGCUCGUUGGAUCAAGUUUGAGGAGGACGUGGAGGAGGAGACGGACCGCUGGGGGAAACCUCACGUGGCGUCUCUGUCUUUCCGCAGUUUGCUGGAGCUCAGAAAGACCAUCUCGCAUGGUGCAGUGCUGCUGGGCCUGGACCAGAAGACCCUGCCUGGCAUCGCACAUCAAGUGGUGGAGCAGAUGAUCAUCUCGGAUCAGAUCAAAGCUGAAGACCGAGCCAACGUCCUGAGGGCCCUGCUGCUUAAACACAGUCACCCGAGCGACGAGAAAGAGCACACCAGCGCUUUCCCCAGGAACAUCUCCGCCGCCAGCCUGGCACACUACCACCACGGUGCCAACCACGGUGCCAACCACGGAGCCAACCACGCCCAUCAGCCGGAGCCGUGUGUCACCGACCCGCUCAUGGGCACCGUCCACGCUGCGGUGGACACGGACACACGCAUCAACAUGGAGAAGCACGAGGGACAGGUAAUUCUAGAGCUCGGGUGUGGCCCACCAAUCUCAAUCACUGAUAUUUGUCUUUCUCCUGAUCCGACUCCCUGUCCUGGUUGCUCUCAGCAGAAGGAGUCGUCCUUGCCGCCCGGCAUGCAUCGGUCCAAAUCCAAACAUGAGCUGAAGCUGCUGGAGAAGAUUCCUGAAAACGCAGAGGCCACAGUUGUCCUUGUGGGGAGUGUGGACUUCCUGGAGCAGCCCACCAUGGCGUUUGUGCGGCUGCUGGAGGCGGUGGAGCUGGAGUCCGUCCUUGAGGUCCCUGUGCCUGUCAGGUUCCUCUUUGUUAUGCUGGGCCCCCCCUCCACCAGCAUCGACUACCACCAGAUAGGACGUUCCAUCUCCACGCUGAUGUCUGACAAGCAAUUCCACGAGGUAGCCUAUCUGGCCGAUGAGAGGCAGGACCUGCUGAACGCCAUCAACAGCUUCCUGGACGGCAGCAUCGUGCUGCCGCCCUCGGACAUGGGGGGUGACGAGCUGCUGCGCUCCGUCGCCGGCUUCCAGCGGGAGAUGCUGCGCAAGAGGGCGGAGCAGGAGGUCAAACUGCUCAAAGAGCCGAUAAGCCUCGAAGAAGACGAGUCCCUCAUCGACCCUCUGAAGAAGUCGGCCGACCCUUUGGCGCGCACAGGAAAGCCCUUCGGCGGCCUGGUGCACGACGUGCGGCGGCGGUACCCGAAGUACGUCAGCGACUUCAAGGACGCCCUGAACAGUCAGUGCAUGGCUGCGGUCAUCUUCAUCUACUUCGCUGCGCUCUCCCCGGCCAUCACAUUCGGAGGCCUGCUCGGUGAGAAGACGGACGGUCUGAUCGGUGUGUCGGAGCUGAUUGUGUCGACCUCCAUUCAGGGCGUGAUCUUCUGCCUGCUCGGGGCUCAGCCGCUGCUGGUCGUGGGCUUCUCCGGACCCCUGCUCGUUUUUGAGGAAGCUUUUUACAGUUUCUGCAAUUCGUCCAACAUCGAGUACCUGACGGGCCGCGUCUGGAUCGGCUUCUGGCUCAUCAUCAUCGUGGUGGUCACGGUGGCGUUCGAGGGCAGUUUCCUGGUCCGCUUCGUCUCCCGCUUCACCCAGGAGAUCUUCUCCUUCCUCAUCUCCCUCAUCUUCAUCUGCGAGACCUUCAUCAAGCUCGGCAGGAUUUUCAAGGAGCACCCACUGAAAUACUGCUCCCUGGACAACAGCACCUCGAUGGUCAACACCAGCCUGGUUCUGAGCAACAGCACCUCGCCUCCGUCGGCGAAUGUCCUCGGAAAGCCCAACACGGCCCUGCUCUCCCUGGUCCUCAUGGCCGGGACGUUUUUCAUCGCCUUCUUCCUGCGCAAGUUCAAGGACAGUGCUUUCUUUCCUGGAAGGCUUCGCAGGAUCAUUGGAGAUUUCGGGGUUCCAAUCGCCAUCCUCAUCAUGGUGCUGGUGGAUUACAGCAUAGAAGACACGUACACACAGAAACUGAGUGUCCCCCGUGGACUUUCUGUGACGAGUCCCGAGAAACGCGGCUGGGUCAUCAACCCUCUGGGCUCGGAAGGUCAAUUCCCGGUCUGGAUGAUGUUCGCCUGCUGUUUGCCGGCCAUGCUGGUUUUCAUCCUCAUCUUCAUGGAGACGCAGAUCACCACCCUGAUAGUGAGCAAGAAGGAGCGGAUGCUGGUGAAGGGCUCCGGUUUCCAUCUGGACCUGCUGCUGAUCGUGGUGCUGGGCGGGGCCUCGGCUCUGUUCGGCCUGCCGUGGAUGGCGGCCGCGACCGUGCGCUCCGUGACCCACGUCAACGCCCUCACCGUCAUGAGCCGGGCCGUGGCGCCUGGAGACAAGCCUCGCAUCCAGGAGGUGAAGGAGCAGAGGGUCACUGGGCUCCUGGUCGCCAUCAUGGUUGGCAUGUCCAUUGUAAUCGCUGACCUGUUGCGUAAGAUCCCCCUGGCCGUCCUGUUUGGUAUCUUCCUGUACAUGGGCGUGAUGUCUCUCAAUGGCAUCCAGCUCACAGAGCGGAUGAUGCUGCUGCUUAUGCCUCCGAAGUAUCACCCUGACCACACCUACAUACGCAAGGUCCGAACGCUGCGCAUGCAUCUGUUCACCUGCAUCCAGCUGGUGUGUCUGGCGAGCCUGUGGGCGGUCAUGUCCACACAGGCGUCCCUGGCGUUCCCCUUCGUCCUCAUUCUCACCGUUCCUGUGAAGAUGUUCGUGCUGCGCCGCAUCUUCACUGUCAGAGAGAUAGAAUGUUUGGACGCGGACGACGCUGAGCCAACGUUUGACGAGCGCGACUGUCAGAACGAGUACGCCGAGGUGCACAUGCCUGUAUGACCCCGCUGACACCGACAUCUGUCAAUCACAACCACUGACAUCUUGGAUGCAGCGACCCCAACUUGAAGCCCUCAUAAAGAAACUUGACGCCACGUCACUGUGCACCGCCGACCUUCAUCAUCAUCCUCCUCCUCCUCCUCCUCCUCAAGUCACCAGCUCACAGAACGUCAGAGGCGUGUCUGGUUAUUGCUUGAGUCAAACUUUUCACUAUUGAAGUAGCUUUUAGGUUGUCGGAGGCUUCUGUGAUGGUGAGCAGCACUUUGUGGUCGUUAGCGUGCUUCACUCGUACUUUUUUUUUUAAACUGGUAUUUCAGGGGAAAAUGAAAUCAAAAUCCAUGUGAUCUGAAGCUCUAAAUUAAAUUAACAGUAGAUAGAUGUGCAAGACCGAUUAAUUUUACGCCCUGAAAGGUUGCUCUCAUUCACAUUGAAUAUGUGGAGGACAUGUGGGUCAAACAUUCUUUUAUAUUCUCGUGCUAGUUUUAGCUUUUUUCUAGUUUGUCGUGUUUUUAGCUCACCAAGCGCCUUAUGAAGGAAAUGAACCGUACACUGAGGGGUUUGCUUUUCCUCAUCCUGUGUUAUUGUAGACAGCUGAUCACUUUUCACGCCUCCUGAAGCUCGUAGCACUUUUUAAAGAAACCAAAUCGGAACGCUGACUGUAUUUUAAUGUGAUUGUUUUAUCUCUUUAGCGUCCUCUUAGAAUCCAUGAAUCCAUAUCAGCGAAGCUUUUCGUUUUCUUCUUAUUUGAUUCUGAUUGAUUUUUAGUCUGUCCUUUAACUACUCAUUAUUUUCCAUGCUCAAAAGCAGCAGUUUAUUUUGGCUGUAAGUCCACGUCUGUACCUGUAGUGAGUCAAAAGCACCAACAGAGGGAGAUCUUGCAGGGCUGUGCUGAAUGCUAUACCAAAAACUUUAAAAACAGUAAAUAAAAAAAUGCAGUUACACUAAUGCCAUGGCAUCAUAAAACACGUUUUUUGUGAAAGUAAGAAAACACAGUGGCACAUUAUUGAAUUUUCUCUAAAUGUCUCCACGCACGUGUUCAGGGCUCUGAAGUUCUGACUGUUCGUUUUGACGUCUCACUCGGUUUGGUUGGUUGGUUUUUUGGGGAAUCGCUGUAAUUUAUUGUUGUCUGUGUCCGAGUGCCAAAACCGUGGCUUUGUGUAAAUAGUCUUGUGAUCAGAACAAUAAGCUGCAGUUCAGUCAUCUCAAUUUACUCCAUGUUUUGGCCUAAUUCACACAUUUUUCAUGGUAUAACAUUCCUCGUUUUAUCAAAUUCCGUGGUUUCUUGGGGAUGGGGGGGGGUAGGAGGGAACUAAUUGUUAACACAAUUUGUAUUCACUCAUGAGCUUGGUCGACCAAAUUUCCACACGAGCUGUGUAGACAAUCUCAAUACUGUUGUUACUAAGAGGGAAGGUUUUUAUUAAGAAAUAAGAAGUAUAUAUACACACAUGUAUACGAUGUUUGUAAUUAGUUUCAAGUUGUGUCCCUGUGACAUUGGACGGUUAAAGCUCAGUGCCUGUGAAGCUCCACUCGCCCCCCCCCCCCCCCGCCUGCCUGUCGUUGUGAUCUUGUGCCUGUUCGGUGUCGCAAAGCCGCACAACAUCUCAAGUGCCUGUGGGACCACGAGGCGAUCGGCCGCACGUGCCUGUGGUUGUGUUGUUCAGGCGACACACGUUACAAUAGUUUGCACUUUUCAGACGCUCACAAAUCAAAACAUCUCUCCAUUAUUUAUCUGUUGCAAUAUGAGGCAUUAUUACUGUUUUUAUAGAAAAAAAGAUUUAUUCAGAGUAUUUCACAGAACCUUAUUUCGUGGCUGCAUCAUGGCCGUGACACUGAAGAGUAUAUUUAUUAGAAGGAGGCCGUGGGGAACAUUGUCGGUUGUGUGUCUGCUUGUUGUGCCCGUGGAUGGAGUGAACGUCGUCCGCCUCUCGUCAAAGUGUUUGUGUUCCAAGUCGUGAAGUGUGAUGUGUUGAUUCAUUUCAAAAGCAAUACAAAGUCUGACAGGAUAUUGCUGAUGCUCCCUUGUACAUUGAUGGUUCAAAUACUGAUGACAAAUAAAAGUUAUUUUCUAUUUA